Molecule: messenger RNA, 2048 nt
Organism: Eutrema salsugineum
Lineage: Eukaryota; Viridiplantae; Streptophyta; Magnoliopsida; Brassicales; Brassicaceae
Exons: 7
Coding region: 251-1840 (529 amino acids)
Source: RefSeq, a predicted model, not a curated record
GAAAAGUCGCCAGUUAAGUCUAUUUCUCCAUCAUCCCAAUUCAUCUUUUAUCUUUUAAAUCUCCCCAAAGUCCAAUUUCCCAAAAAAAAUAAUCAGAAACAGAGAGAAGAGAGAGAAAUCCCAAUGGAUCAUCUUCAAUCUUGACAGCACGAGAAACCCUCUUCCCCAAAAAUACCCAAAGUUCUAGGACCAAAGUUUUCAAAAUCACUAAUUGAAAAUUCCCGCAAAGUAAUCGGAGCGAUCCGAUCGAAUGUCUCAGAACCCUCCACCUCUGACUCGGACGCUCCUCUUGCUCCUAUGUCUUCUAGGUUUAGGCUUUUGCGUUGACCUGGGUCAAUCCCUGAAGGUCCCGUUCAGCGUCAACGAUGUUCUUCCGAUGCUGCCUCGCCAAGUGUCGUGGCCCGUUUUGAACAGCUUCCACAGCGCCGUGGAUUUGUUGCCUGUUUUUAUCGGGUCCGUUACUCCGAAUAACGCGUCUCUUGAGUGGAAAGGUGCUUGCUUUCAUGGCAACGAGGCUCGUCUCGAUAUCACCGGUAGCGAUCGCGAUGAACCUGGGCUUGGAGGUGGCGUUCUCCAUCUCAAGACAUCAGAGGCACAUAGCUUGACCUGCAUGGACAUAUAUGUCUUUGCAACGCCGUACAGGAUCACCUGGGACUACUAUUUCUCUGCCCGAGAUCAUACGUUGAACUUUGAUUCCUGGGAAGAGAAAGCUGAACUGGAAUAUGUGAAGGAGCAUGGAGUUUCAGUGUUUCUAAUGCCAUCAGGGAUGCUUGGGACGUUGCUUUCCUUGAUAGAUGUGUUGCCACUUUUCUCCAACACUGCUUGGGGACAGAAUGCGAAUUUGGCUUUCUUGACGAAACAUAUGGGCGCUACGUUUGAGAAAAGACCUCAACCUUGGCGGUCCACAAUCAAUCCAGAAGAUGUGCAUUCUGGCGAUUUCUUGGCUGUGUCAAAGAUUAGAGGUAGGUGGGGAGGGUUUGAGACGUUGGAGAAAUGGGUGACUGGGGCUUUUGCUGGUCAUACUGCUGUUUGUUUGAAGGAUGAUUUGGGGAAUCUUUGGGUUGGUGAAUCAGGACAUGAGAACGAGAAGGGUGAAGAAAUCAUUGUUGUGAUUCCUUGGGAUGAAUGGUGGGAUUUGACAUUGAAGGAUAAUUCAAAUCCUCAAAUAGCUUUGCUACCUCUACAUCCUGAUAUCCGAGCAAAGUUCAACAAUACUGCUGCGUGGGAAUAUGCACGAAGCAUGUUAGGCAAACCGUAUGGAUAUCACAACAUGAUUUUCAGCUGGAUUGAUACUCUUGCCGAUAACUACCCACCUCCCCUUGAUGCUCACUUGGUUAUUUCUGUCAUGUCUAUGUGGACUCGUGUACAACCAUCAUAUGCCGCAAAUAUGUGGAACGAGGCACUCAAUAAACGACUUGGUACUGAGGAUCUGGAUUUGUAUGGGAUUCUUGAAGAAACAGCGAGGCGUGGAAUGUCGUUUGAUGAACUGCUCACCAUCCCUGAACAGGAUGAGUGGGUUUAUAGCGACGGGAAAUCAACAACCUGCGUUGCUUUCAUUCUUGCUAUGUACAAAGCCGCUGGUGUAUUUGGCCCUCUCGCUGAUCACAUUCAAGUCACUGAAUUCACUAUUCGAGAUGCGUACACACUGAGGUUGUUUGAAGAAAACCAGACGCGCUUACCGAGUUGGUGUAACACAGAGGAAGGGAAGCUUGAGUUCUGUCAGAUUCUGGGUGAAUACAGAAUGGAGUUGCCUGGUUAUAACACCAUUCAACCAUAUGCUAACAUGAACGAGAAUUGCCCUUCUUUGCCUCCUGAUUAUGAGAGGCCUUCUAAGUGUUAGGAAAAAAAAAAAUUAGCUAGCAUGUUUGUCUCUCUCUCUCUCUCUCUCUCUCUCUCUCUCUUUCUCUGUUUGUUGUUUGUCUACUUUUGCUUUAUUUAUUAAGUUUUACCCUUUUUAGUUAUGUAGGGGAAGAAAACCACGUUUGAGAACAAUCUUGAUGUGAAUAUAUGAAUGAAGUGUUAUCAAAUCCAAUGUUGGCUUAACUAUA